Messenger RNA from Ochotona princeps (American pika), 1818 nucleotides. RefSeq names its product UTP3 small subunit processome component (gene UTP3). Gene Ontology annotation, cellular component: small-subunit processome; nucleolus. Bases 341 to 1741 code for a protein of 466 amino acids. Gene Ontology annotation, biological process: maturation of SSU-rRNA from tricistronic rRNA transcript (SSU-rRNA, 5.8S rRNA, LSU-rRNA). The record is from RefSeq and is a predicted model, not a curated record. NCBI's taxonomy places the organism in Eukaryota, Metazoa, Chordata, Mammalia, Lagomorpha, Ochotonidae. The transcript has 2 exons.
CGUCCAAACUCGCAAGAGUAAAAGCCGGUCUCUCGGGAGGCGUAUGCGGAACGCAACUUCCUCGCCCUUUUGUUUCCCUACGGAAAGAUUUUUUUUUUCACUCACCGGAACCGACUGGUGUGAGAGAGGCACAGCGACCCACAAGAUCCGUCUUCCCCCCAGCGGCACGCGGGGCAGAGCAUCACAGGCCCCGGAAGGAGGUGGGAACGUGUCGGCGCGGCGUGUUCGCGGACUCGCGUGCUGGGAGUGAGUGCGUGUUGCUGCCUGCCCCCUGCCUGUGGCUGGACGACGAGGCGACCCGAGUCCCCCCGGUGCCUCGGCAGCCGAGCUCGGGUGCGCCAUGGCCGGGCGGUCCCGGCGGCGCGGCGCGGCCCGGUGGGCGGCGGUGCAGGCCAGGGCGGGUCGCCGCGCGGCGGACGAGCCCGAGGACGGCGUGGGGCUGCCGCCCUCGCCGGGGGACUCGAGCUACUACCAAGAUGAGGUAGACGACUUCCAUGAGGCUCGGUCCCGGACAGCCCUGGCCAAGGGCGGGAACGAAGCGGACAGCGGGGACGAGGAGAGCGAGGAGGAGGAGGAGGAGGUGCUGGCCUUGGAUGUGGAGGAGGACGAUGAAGAAGGAGAGAGCUCAGGGGAGGAGGAGGAAGACGAUGAUGGUGGGAGCUCCGUGCAGAGCGAGGCCGAGGCCUCUGUGGACCCCACUCUGUCGUGGGGUCAGAGGAAGAAACUUUACUAUGACACGGACUAUGGCACCAAGGCCCGGGGCCGGCGGAGCCAACAAGAAGUAGAGGAGGAAGAGAGGGAGGAGGAGGAGGAAGCGCAGGUGAUUCAGCGGCGCCUCGCCCAAGCCCUGCAAGAGGAUGACUUUGGGGUCUCCUGGGUGGAAGCCUUUGCAAAACCAGUACCCCACAAAGAGGAGGCUGCCACGCGAGUCACGAAGGACCUGGCCAAGGUGUCCGUGAAAGAGAAGCUCAAGAUGUUGCGCAAGGAGGCCCCCGAGCUCCUGGAGCUCAUUGAGGACCUCAAAGUCAAGCUGACGGAGGUCAAGGACGAGCUGGAGCCGCUGCUGCAGUUGGUGGACCAAGGCACCAUUCCGUCCGGGAAAGGAAGCCAGUACCUGCGGACCAAGUACAACCUCUACUUAAACUACUGCUCCAACAUCAGCUUCUACUUGAUGCUGAAAGCCCGGAGGGUCCCUGCGCACGGGCAUCCCGUCAUAGAAAGGCUAGCCACCUACCGCAACCUCAUCAACCAGCUGGCGACUGUGGAUGAGAAGCUGUCCUCGGAAAUCCGUUACCUCCUCUCCCUUAAGGACGGACAGAGCCCAGGGGCCAAGCGGCCCAAGGCUAAGCCCAGGCCUGGCCCAGGGAGCUCAGCCGCAGCCCCCUCUGUCCCAGACCUUUCUGACGACUCGGAUCUUGAUGAGGCUGCCCUGAACAACUCCCAGGAGAAGAAAGACGGGCAACAGCUGAAGAGAAAGAAGGAAGACAGCGCCGAGGAAGCGGGCCCUGGGGAUCAAAACGCCAAGAGAGCCAUUACCUACCAGAUCGCCAAAAACAGGGGACUGACCCCCAGGAGGAAGAAGAUCGACCGCAAUCCGAGAGUGAAGCACAGGGAGAAGUUCCGCCGAGCCAAGAUCCGGAGGCGAGGCCAGGUGCGCGAGGUGCGCACGGAGGAGCAGCGCUACAGCGGGGAGCUCUCCGGCAUCCGCGCGGGGGUUAAAAAGAGCAUUAAGCUUAAAUAAAGGCUCUCGUAGCUUCGUUGAGGUUUCUGGCAGUCAUCUUAGAGCAAUAAAUUGCAUUUUUAGUGACUGAAGCGGCA